AUGCCGCCACGCCACCAGACCCUGCCCAGCGCGCAGACGGCCUCGGCCCGCGCCGCCAUGCAGUCCUUCUACUGCGACCUGUGCUCCAAGGGCUACAGCCGCAUGAACGACUACGAGGCCCACCUGUCGUCCUACGAUCACUCCCAUCGCCAGCGCAUGAAGGACAUGAAGCAGAUGGUCAAGGACCCGACGGCCGCCGCCCGCGCCAGGAAGGCGGAGCAGAAGACCGAAGGCCUGAUCAGCAUCAAGCUGGGCGAGGGCGGCCCGGGGAACAGUGGUGCAGCCGGCCCUGCCAGUGGCUUCAAGAAGGGCGGCUUCAAGAAGAGCGGUUUCAAGAGCGCUUUUGCCCCUGUCGGCGGCGAUGAGGACAAGGUCGCCGACCAGGGCGGUGCCUCGAAGCACGAGGCAAAAGAGAAGACGGCGCUGGCAGACGAAGACGAGAGCGACACCGCCGACGAAGGAUACGACGUCUACGACCCUAGGAAGCCGACGGAUUGA
Neoarthrinium moseri is the source of this 498-nucleotide messenger RNA. RefSeq lists its product as uncharacterized. Bases 1 to 498 code for a protein of 165 amino acids. Gene Ontology annotation, molecular function: zinc ion binding; nucleic acid binding. NCBI's taxonomy places the organism in Eukaryota, Fungi, Ascomycota, Sordariomycetes, Amphisphaeriales, Apiosporaceae. The record is from RefSeq and is a predicted model, not a curated record. The transcript has a single exon.